Molecule: messenger RNA, 1655 nt
Organism: Dalotia coriaria
Lineage: Eukaryota; Metazoa; Arthropoda; Insecta; Coleoptera; Staphylinidae
Product: cytochrome P450 4C1-like
Exons: 8
Coding region: 97-1593 (498 amino acids)
Molecular function (GO): heme binding; iron ion binding; oxidoreductase activity, acting on paired donors, with incorporation or reduction of molecular oxygen
Source: RefSeq, a predicted model, not a curated record
UCGCUGAUAAUGAGCCUUGCAAAAUUGUUAACGAAUAAAAUAUCUACCGUAAUUGCAAAAGCACGCCAAUGACACGCCAACAACGCAAAAUUAAACAUGAUGGAAACACUUUCAGCUCAAAUAAUAGCAUUAACAAGUUGUAUUUUGAUUCUAAGUUUAUUUAUCAGAAAUAAAUGGAUGAAAUAUCGAAAAUUUUACGAGUUAGCUGCCAAGUUUGAAAAACCCCCUGGAUACUCAUGUUAUCCAAUUGUUGGACACGCCCAUCACUACGCUAAUUUAGAAGAUAUAAUCACAAUAGCAACCAGUUUCAAAACCCCAUAUGGUGUUGUAUUUCUGGGGCCACGGAUAUUUUACUUUUUAAAUGAUGUGGAUUUGUUCGAGGAUUGUUUGACAAGCGAUAAAUGUUUAAACAAACCUUAUUAUAUGGAUAUGCUGAAGCAUGCUGAAGGUGGAUUAUUUCUAGCCAGAGGCAACACUUGGAAAUCUCAAAGAAAACUAUUGAAUCCUGGUUUUAAACAACGCAUUCUCAACUUUUAUGCUGGCAAAUUUGCGAAACAUGAUGAAAGAUUAUUGAAACAAUUGGAUUCUAAAAUUGGACAAGUUUUUGAUAUAAAUAUCUUGUCAAAGAAAUUAAGUUUCCAGAAAUAUUUUGAUUGUGCAUUUGGUUUAGAUUUUGAUGCUAAAAGUAAUGAAUAUUUGGAGGCCUUGGAUGACAGCGUAUCGUUAUCAAUUGCAAGAGUAUUUAGUUUCGUUGGCAGCGUGGAUAUUCUAAACAAAAUUACUGGAAAUUGCAAAGCGUAUGAUAAGUGCAUGAAGACUUUAACCAGGAUAACACAUGAAAUUGUAGCUGAACGACUUAAAAUAUUACAUCAAAAACCUAAGAAUAAUUCAAUUCCUGAAGAUAAUGAUUGUGAGGAGUUAAUUUUUAUAGAUUAUAUUCUACAAUGUAUCAAUAGCGAGAAGUAUGAUGAGUCCAAGUUGGUUCCUGAAUUAAUCACAUUUAUUUUUGCUGGAGUUGACACAUGCUCAUCAACUUUUUCAUAUCUUUGUAUAUGUUUGUCAUUAUAUCCAGAAAUACAAGAAAAAGUUUAUCAAGAAAUCUGUCAAGUUGUUGGUGAUAGACCUUUUCACCAUUCUGAUUAUCAACGUUUGCAUUAUCUUCAUAUGGUAAUUAAGGAAACAAUGCGGAUUUUUCCAACGGGACCGAUUAUUCAUAGAGAAGUAUCCGAUGAUGUUAAAAUUGGUGAUUAUGUUUUUCCAAAGGAUAGCAUUCUACAUGUAAACAUAAUUAAUGUACAUCGUUCAUCAAAGUAUUAUAAAGAUCCAUUAUACUUCGACCCUGAACGUUUCGCUCCAGAUUCGGAAGAUGUUAAAACUCGUCAUCGUUUUGCGUAUAUUCCAUUUUCGGGUGGUAAAAGAAAUUGUAUUGGUGAACGGUUUGGAAUGUUAUCUUUAGUUUCAACAGUUGUAACUUUAAUGAAGAAGUUUCGAUUCGAAACUACUUAUAAAAGCAUUGAAGAGAUUCGUUUGGAACAAAGGUUUACUCUUAAUGCAGUGGAUGGAUACCCUGUUAAAAUUUAUCUUAGAAAUUAAUUUAAAUUAUUCAUACUUUUAUCUAUUGAUAGCAAAUUAAUAAAGGACAGUAUAAUAUUUAA